CUCUCGCCCCCUUGACCCUGGGCCCUGGGGCUGGGUCGAUAAACCUGCGUAUAUCGCUUAUCGCGCAUCGGCCGCAACCCAUAACGCCUUAUUAACAGCUUUGAGCUUUGUUGGAAAUGAUGUGCACCUAGUUUUGUGCAAAUGUGAAAUUUUUGUGAAAUGGUUGAAAUUUUAUGGACAAUGCCUAGUGUGUCAUUAAAUUGUUUUCCGUAAAAGUGCUCAAUGGUUAAUAACGUUAAAGAAAAAUAUUGUUAAUAGAUACAUUUUAUAUAUCACCGCCCAUCAAUACCCAGUUCUAUUUUGAAACAUUUCUUUGUCUUCUGCGUGUUUUGUUGUAGAUUUUCAAAAUGUUGUUCCGUGUCACUUUUUCUUUAAUUCUUUUGUUGCCAUUGUUUUUGAGUGUUACUGGCAGUAAACAGUUCCGAUUAGGGCGGUCGAAGGGAGGAAAUUUAGGUGCGCCGGCUGAAUACGAAGGGGAAAAUCUUCCUCCUGCACAAUGGUUUCAACAAAAGCUGGACCACUCAUCCCCAACAGAUCUUAGAGUCUGGGACCAGAGAUACUUUGUAAAUGAUUCAUUCUAUAACAACAAUACUGGUCCUAUAUUUCUUAUGGUUGGAGGAGAAGGCCCAGCCAAUCCCAUGUGGAUGGUUAAAGGAGCUUGGAUAAAUUAUGCUAAAAAAUUUAAAGCUCUCUGCAUUAUGUUAGAACAUCGUUACUAUGGAGAGAGCCAUCCUACAAAGGACUUGAGCACAAAGAACCUCCAAUACCUAUCAUCAUUCCAAGCUUUGGCUGAUAUAGCCAACUUUGUGGAUGCUAUGAAUGUUAAAUAUGAAAAUAAACGGCAACUCAAGUGGGUGGCAUUUGGUGGUUCCUAUCCUGGAUCACUUGUUGCUUGGUUAAGAGUUAAAUAUCCCCAUCUUAUAUUUAUGUCUGUGUCAUCAAGUGGGCCACUAGUAGCCAAAUUAGACUUUCAAGAAUACUUUGAGGUUGUAGAAAAUGCAUUAGUUGAGAAGACAUACAGCAAGGAUUGUACAAACAAGAUUAAGGCUGCGCAUAAACAAAUUGUUACUUUGAUGCAAUCAAACCCAAGUGUUCUUGAUAACGAGUUCAGGACCUGUAAACCCCUCGAGAACGCCUCUAGGAAUGAUAUUAGAAACUUUUUUAACGGUAUCGCUGAUGAUGUCGCUGGUCUGGUCCAAUACAAUGAAGAUAAUAGAAUAACCAACGACAACACUUACAACAACCUCACUAUUAAUACGGUUUGUGAUAUGCUAACGGAUUAUAAGAAUAACACGCCCGCAUACAAAGCCCUGGCUAGCUUCCACUCUAUGAUAUUGGAUAAGAACAACGAGACAUGUAUGGACUACAGCUACGAUAAUAUGAUACAAGAGUUGAGGAAUGUGACCUGGGAUUCGACCGAGGGUGGUCGACAAUGGAUGUAUCAGACAUGUACCGAAUUUGGUUUCUACCAGACAUCUUCGGGUGAAGAAUCAAUGUUUGGAAACGAUUUUACUUUGGAUUUCUUCAUACAACAAUGUAUUGAUGUCUUUGGAAAAAAUUUCAACGAGUCCUUCAUACAAGCGGGAAUAUAUUGGACCAACAUGGACUACGGCGCACUCGCUAUCAGGGCAACGCAUGUUAUCUUUGUUCAUGGAUCCGUGGACCCCUGGCAUGCUCUGGGCAUGUGCACUACUGCUAUUAACGAAUCGCCAGUCAUUUAUAUUACAGGUACCGCCCAUUGCGCUGACAUGUACCCCGCCCGCGCUUCUGACUUGCCCGAAUUGACACGUGCUCGUGACACCAUUGAGAGCCGCCUAGCCCAGUGGUUACAGCUUCCAUGACCAGUACACCCCUUCGCUGGUUUAACUGCGCGACGGGUGUCCCAGAUCAUAUCGAUUUGCCUCAUUCCACAUUCCAUGCUAUUACUCGGAUUCUCUAUGGCUGACGUUUUGAAUAACAGGUUUUUCCGUUAUUAAAAAACAGACCAAAUCUUUAAUGAUACUCAAUCAAGUAGUUGUAGUAAUUGGUGUCCAAUGUUAACUAAUGUGCUGAAAAGCCGUUACAAUAAGUUAGGUUAUAAUAAUAAGCCAGUGCCACAGUAUUAGGAUUAUUUUUUAUCGUUAAUUUUGCUACUAAUUUCAGCUUAAAUGAUUCAAAAAUGCAUUUACAUACAAUUGUGUCGAAUUAAAACUUUAGACGCUGGAAGAAGCCUAAAUGUUAUUUUGCUACCAAAGGUGGCACUAGUGUAGAUUUAAAGUUGUGCUUUCUAGUAUAUUAAGCUUCUUAUCUGUGGCCUGGCCAUGUGUAACUCUGAAAACUUGUAUCAGAAGGUCUCGUCUUUUUCUAACAUUAUAAAUGGAAAAGAGAGGGAUAUAAAAGACCUUCAUUCUAGCGAUAAGCUUAAAAAAAAUACUCAGUCAUUUGACGGUGUUAGUUAUAAGUAAUAUAUAUUCUUGAUGUCUCUUGAUGUCUUUUCAUGUAACUAAAACGAAUUUAAACUUGUGUUGGGACUAUUAUUGUGAUACUCUUUCGAAAUAUUUAGUUGUACUAUAUAUGUUUGGGAUCACUUAUGUAACACAAAUUGUGAAACUGUUUAAACGGACAAAGUCUUUUGAAAAUAAAUGUCUAUUCUUAA
Molecule: messenger RNA, 2635 nt
Organism: Pieris brassicae (large cabbage white)
Lineage: Eukaryota; Metazoa; Arthropoda; Insecta; Lepidoptera; Pieridae
Product: putative serine protease F56F10.1
Exons: 9
Coding region: 348-1841 (497 amino acids)
Biological process (GO): proteolysis
Molecular function (GO): dipeptidyl-peptidase activity; serine-type exopeptidase activity
Source: RefSeq, a predicted model, not a curated record